CCAUUGUCCUCGUGGACUGCAGACGCAGCGGCUGGGAACAAGCAGGUACGAGAUUCAGGUCAUCUCGAUCCAGACGUGCAAACCUUUACCAUGAAGCUGGUAAUACUGGGGGCUUCUGGCCGCAAUGGCACGGAGCUGACAAAGCAGGCAUUGGAACAGUGCCAUGACGUCACCGCUCUAGUCAGGAGUGAAGAGAAGAUGAGAGAAAAGGUCCCGGAUGAGAGGCUGAAGGUAGAAAUUGUCAACGUGACGUCAGUAGAAUCUCUCACACGUCACUUCAAAGGAAAGGACGCCGUGGUGUCUACUCUUGGGCAUGUUGGAGAUCUUAAAGACACCGUGGCCAUCUUCAGCGAAUCCAUGAAGGCCAUCGUACCGGCUAUGAGGAACGCCAACGUCUGUCGUCUACUUACCUUGUCCUCAUGGUACACUUUCGAUGACCCCAAAGAGCCGACGCCUCCGAUGGUCCUUCAGUUUCUGGGUAAUGUGCUGAAGGACCUAGCCCAGAUGGAGUCGUACCUCAUGGCGGAGUGUGGCGACCUGGAGUGGACCUCGGCCAGGUUCCCUUUCCUGACGACUGGACCUGCCACAGAGUUACCAUUUGUGGAAAAUGAAGAUGCGGUGCAAGUCCACGGCAGUCAACGCUGCCGCGUGGCGCAUGGGGAUGUCGCAAGGUUCGUGCUGGCUACGCUGUCGUCCGGCAAGCACAAACGUAAAGCUGUUGCCGUCGCCACUCUCCCGAACUAAACGUUAACAACAGCCGUGUUGAAAACGACAUAACAACAACAGCGGCGGUGUACCUUCAAUUGUUAUAAUGUCACACUCCACAUUUCAAUAGGAAAACGUAAACUCAAUGUUCUUGUGAUUAUUAUGAACCACGUCGUUUAAGAAGUCACUAUGACAUAACCCAACUAUCCAACAACCAUCAGAAAGCCAUCUUUCUCUUAAAAUCACAGAACCCACAAAUCGUAGAAAAAGUGGGGCUUCCUCUGCCUCCAAAAGUAAAACCCAACUUGUUUUGAUAUUGAUAACAGCAGUAUUCGAAUACUAGUAGUCUAUUCUUUCAAUGUUAAGCACAUGCAUGUCUUCUAUGUUUCUGCCAUGUACUUUCAUUAUGCGAAGGGUUUACUCCACUAGUUUCUGCCCUAUAUUGAAACAUCGCCAUUAUGUCUGUGUUAUAAAGACGUACUUUGAUAUCAUUUACCACACUGUAAAGAAAAGGGUUUGCGCUAUCAUGAUGAUAUGAUGGUACAGACAUAUAGUUUCUUCUUUCUCCAGCUUUAACAGUGCCUAACACCUGUUGUACACAAUAGUUUGCAUGCUACAGUGUAUAACAGAACAACAUUUUGUAUCUUCCUUGAAAACAAAAGCAACAGUAAAUAGAAAUACAGGCAGAAAUCGUAUCUUUUUAAGCAUAUGACCAAAAUUGAACUUCUGUGUAAGAGGGGUAUUGUAUAUGGCAAAUCAUGAACAUGAACAGGGAAGACUCUGGGAACGUUAAUCAAUGAUUUUAAUAAAUACGGUUAUGUCAACAA
Molecule: messenger RNA, 1532 nt
Organism: Branchiostoma floridae (Florida lancelet)
Lineage: Eukaryota; Metazoa; Chordata; Leptocardii; Amphioxiformes; Branchiostomatidae
Exons: 8
Coding region: 91-744 (217 amino acids)
Source: RefSeq, a predicted model, not a curated record